This is a messenger RNA of Pollicipes pollicipes, 3039 nucleotides long. RefSeq names its product solute carrier family 12 member 4-like. The record is from RefSeq and is a predicted model, not a curated record. Lineage: Eukaryota; Metazoa; Arthropoda; Thecostraca; Pollicipedomorpha; Pollicipedidae. Gene Ontology annotation, cellular component: plasma membrane. Gene Ontology annotation, biological process: chloride transmembrane transport; potassium ion import across plasma membrane; chemical synaptic transmission. Gene Ontology annotation, molecular function: potassium:chloride symporter activity.
CUGGAAGAGCGGCCACGCGUGGUGUCACUGGUCCACUCGCUGGCCAACUACAACGCCAUCAUCCCGUCGGCCAACGACCAUGACCAGAAGCCGGUGCGGCGACAGACCAAGCUCGGCACGAUGCUGGGCGUCUUUCUUCCAUGCAUUCAGAACAUAUUCGGCGUCAUACUGUUCAUCCGGCUGACGUGGAUCGUGGGCACGGCCGGCGCCCUGGAGAGCUUCAUGGUGGUGCUCAUGUGCUGCUGUGUGACGCUGCUCACGUCGAUCUCGAUGUCGGCCAUCGCCACGAACGGAGUGGUGCCCGGCGGCGGCUCCUACUUCAUGAUCUCGCGCGCGCUCGGGCCCGAGUUCGGCGGCGCCGUCGGCAUCCUCUUCUACCUGGGCACCACCUUCGCCUCAGCUAUGUACAUCAUCGGCGCCAUCGAGAUUCUACUGCUGUACAUCGAGCCGCGCAUGGCCAUCAGCGACAUAUCAGACGACGCCAACAAGUUCGACAACUUCCGACUGUACGGCACCAUCCUGCUGCUCAUCAUGGCCACCAUCGUGUUCGUGGGCGUCAAGUUCGUCAACAUCUUCGCCACCAUCGCGCUGGUCUGCGUGCUCGGCAGCAUCCUCUCCGUCUACGUCGGCAUGUUCGUCAACGUGCACGGAUCGGACGCGCUCAUGACGUGUCGACUGGGCGAGCGACUCUUGAAGGAGGACCCGGUGAACAAGUCGGCGUCCGCCUGCACACCGGAGCACCUGUGGCCCACGUUCUGCAAGUCGCCGCUCGACCUGCACAACCGCACCGGCUGCUACUACUACUUCGCCGACCACUUCAACGAGACCUACUACGAGCGCGGCAUCGCCGGCAUCGCCAGCAGCUCCUUUCAGAAGAACUUGUACUCGCGCUACCCUCGGAAGAACAACUACGUUACGGAGAACGGCAGCUCGGUGGCGGCCAAGAACCUGGGCAUGGGCGAGUACAACCAGAUCAUGGCUGACAUCACCACGUCCUUCACCGUUCUCAUCGGCAUCUUCUUCCCCUCAGUCACCGGUAUCAUGGCCGGCUCGAACCGUUCGGGCGACCUGGCCGACGCGCAGAAGUCGAUCCCGGUGGGCACCAUCUGCGCCGUGCUGGUCACUAGCACAGUCUACCUGACGGGGCGUCAUGUUCUUCGCGCCACUUUCUCGCCUCUGCUGCUUCUCGACAAGUUCGGCGAUAGCGUGGGCAAGCAGCUGGUGGUGGCGCAGGUGGCCUGGCCGCACCCGAUGGUGGUCACCAUCGGCUCGCUGCUCUCCACCAUCGGCGCCGGCCUGCAGUCGCUGACGGGCGCGCCGCGGCUGCUGCAGGCCAUCGCCCAGGACAACAUCCUGCCCAUCCUCGACCCGCUCAGUGUCAGCUCCAAGCGCGGCGAGCCCGUGCGGGCCCUGCUCGUCACCGCCUUUAUCUCGGAGGUGGGCAUCCUGAUCGGCAACCUGGACGAGAUCACGCCGAUCAUCACCAUGUUCUUCCUCAUGUGCUACGGCUUCGUGAACCUGGCGUGCGCGCUGCAGACGCUGCUGCGCACGCCCAGCUGGCGACCGCGCUUCAAGUACUACCACUGGAUGCUGUCCUUCCUGGGCCUCUCGCUGUGCAUCACCGUCAUGUUCAUGACCAGCUGGUACUACGCGCUGGUCGCCAUGGUGAUCGCUUUCGUCAUAUACAAGUACAUCGAAUUCCGCGGGGCGGAGAAAGAGUGGGGGGACGGCAUCCGCGGUCUGGCGCUGUCCGCCGCGCGCUUCUCCCUGCUGCGGCUGGAGGAGGGGCCGCCGCACACCAAAAACUGGCGCCCCCAGCUGCUGCUGUUCGCCAAACUCGACUCCGAGCUGAACAUCAAGUACCCGAAGCUCAUCACGUUCGCCUCUCAGCUGAAGGCUGGCAAAGGUCUGACGAUGCUGGUAACAGUGCUGGAGGGUGACUUCAGCAAGACGUACGGCGAAGCGCAGGCGGCGCGCCUCAGCAUACGGAAGGAGCUGGACCACGAGAAGGUCAAGGCCUUCGUCGACGUGCUGGCCGCCCAGAACGUCAUCGAGGCCAUCAAUCACUUUAUGCAGACGGCGGGCAUGGGCGGCCUGCGACCCAACACGGCGGUGCUGGGCUGGCCUUACGGCUGGCGCCACCAGACGGACGCCAAGGCGCACCGCGUGUUCCUCGAGUCCGUGCGCAACACCAGCGCCAACAAGAUGGCGCUGCUCGUGCCCAAGGGCAUCAACUUCUUCCCGGCCAACAACGAAAAGGUGGUUGGCAACAUCGACAUCUGGUGGAUCGUACACGACGGUGGCCUCCUGAUGCUGCUGCCCUUCCUGCUGAAGCAGUCGCGCACCUGGAAGGGCUGCAAGAUGCGUAUCUUCACCGUGGCGCAGAUGGAGGAUAACAGCAUACAGAUCAAGAAGGAUCUGAAGACGUUCCUCUAUCACCUCCGGAUAGAGGCAGAAGUGGACGUCGUAGAAAUGGGCCACGACAGCGACAUCUCGGCCUACACGUACGAGCGCACGCUCAUGAUGGAGCAGCGCAACCAGAUGCUGCAGGAGAUGCGGCUCAGCAGGAAGGAGCGGAACUCGGUGCGGGGCUUUAAGUUCGAUGAGAGGCCGGCCCUGGCCCAGGUAUUUCCGCGCCGGCUCCGCCGGCGGGCGGCUUGUCGGUGUUUUGUCUGGAAUAACUAGCUAACUGUUGUGGCUCGGAUUGACUAGUGUUAGUUACUGUGCAGGAUGCCUUUCCACUCGCGACUGGACUGGACCUAGACCUUCCGUGGAUAUGUACUCAUUCUAAACUGGAUCGGAUGACAUCCUGCGCUGAUCUAACUGCUCGCUGUUUGCCUGAUUUGAUGUUUGCCUCGUGGGCAUCUAUCCGCGCUAAACUGGCUCUAACGUCAGUCUGCUGCAGCUACCUGUCCGCUUUAGACCAGCCUUGCCAUGGGAUAUAUCCGACCUAUCCCAGAUAUCACCGAGACCCACUAAGGAUACCCACCGUGGGCAUAAAUGGACGUAGCGCCAGUCGCUGCCGCUAUUUUUUCGCUG